UAUGUCAGCGCCGUUGUUGAUAUUAAUACAACAUCGGGUGUAGUACGCGGACAGACCAUUCAUAUACAGACUAAACUAUUGGACGCUAAGAUCGAUCAAUGGUUAGGCAUACCAUAUGCCGAACCACCUGUCGGUGACCUAAGGUUUACAUAUCCGGUGCCAUACAAACACACUAAAGAUAUCAUCGACGCUACCAAAGCCAAGAGCUCAUGUAUGCAAUCAUUUACAGACAAUGAUCGCCUACAGUAUGGAAACCUGACAUUCAGUGAGGACUGUCUGUUCAUGAAUAUAUGGAGACAGACACCACCAUCACCGACAACAAAACUCAACAAUCAUAUCAGUCAUAUGAAACCGGUUAUGUUUUGGAUACACGGAGGUUCACUAGUAUCUGGAUCUAUAUUUACCGAUCUGUACAACGGUUCGGCACUGGCAGCCCAGGGAGUAGUGGUAGUAUCGGUCAACUAUCGGCUGGGACAGUUUGGAUUUAUGUACGGCGCCAGUGAUGAGGCACCGGGUAAUGUCGGUUUCUACGAUCAACAGUUGGGACUGAAAUGGGUCAGAGAUAAUAUACACCGGUUUGGCGGCGAUAGAGAUCGGGUAACAAUUUUCGGACAGUCGGCCGGCAGUUGGUCAGUAAUGUCGCACAUACUGUCGCCACUGUCCAGUGGACUAUUUCGGCGGGCUAUUAUGGAAAGCGGUUCAUGGAUGUACAACAAGGACAGGGAUGUAGUCAGCAAACAGGAAUCGCUGAAAGUGUCCCGCGAUAUAGCCGUAUCGUUUGGCUGCCGACUGUUCAUCAAUUGGAUACAGUGUUUGCGUCGGGUAUCGGCCGACCAGCUGGCAAAACUGACCGGCGAUUUGCCAGCAUCACCAGUCUAUGGUACACCCAUACUACCAAUGCGAGCACAGUUAGCUUUUAAGAGGAAGUUUUAUAAUACAGAUAUCGAUCUGUUAGCCGGUGUAGCAGCCAAUGAGGGCAACGAAUUAGUUAAACUGUUUCUACAGCUAAACAUUCCCGUCUGUGUUGACUCAUUCAAACUGGCCGUCCGAUUGUUGGACGGUAUCUAUCAUAAUAUCGAUGUCGACAAAGUUACCGGAUUUUACUUGAAAAAUAUCAAUCCAUGGGAUUCGCGUACAAUAUUGAACCGAUUCGGCGAUAUGGCCGGCGAUUUGAUACUGAAAUGUCCCACUUAUUUGUUUGCCAAACUAGUGGCCAAACAUCGGAAAUCGGUAAACAAUGUCUACUUCUAUGAGCUAACCUAUGCUAGCGAUUGGUUUGGUAGACGUAUUGGUUGCGAUCCGAAAAUAGACGGUAUAUGCCAUUCAUCGGACAUACCGUUUGUAUGGGGUCUGCCCUUUAUCUAUCCGUUUGGCUAUACCCAGGAUGACUAUACUUUAGCUCAGUGGACACUGAAAUGGUGGACCGAUUUUGCCAAAACUGGUCAACUGGACAGCGAUUGGGCUCAGAUGUUGUCGGCCACCGAAACCAAUGUAAAAGAUUUGAAUCCCCGAAACAUGACUAAAAUUAUGCAACACGUGUUUGACGACACGUGCGAUGGUGUUUGGCAAUCAUACUUUGUAUAG
This is a messenger RNA of Oppia nitens, 1584 nucleotides long. Its product is annotated as acetylcholinesterase-1-like. Gene Ontology annotation, biological process: choline metabolic process; acetylcholine catabolic process. Gene Ontology annotation, cellular component: plasma membrane. Gene Ontology annotation, molecular function: acetylcholinesterase activity. The transcript has 4 exons. The annotation marks the transcript as partial. Lineage: Eukaryota; Metazoa; Arthropoda; Arachnida; Sarcoptiformes; Oppiidae. The record is from RefSeq and is a predicted model, not a curated record.